AGGCAUUGUGGGUGGGACUCGAGCUCAUUAUCUUGAAGAAAGAAAAAAAAAGACAAUAAUAAUAAUAAUAAUAAAACUACGUUUCCCAAGCUGCUGGCUUCUCCUUCCCAUUCGUUUGAACAUUUCGCAGAUAUUCUGUGUACGUUUCUCGUGGAAAGCUGAGGAGGACGCCGGCGUCGACGGUCGACGGUCGACGGUCGCCAUGGCGCCGGACGGAGCGCAGCCACAAACCUUGCGGGCCAAAUUUGCUGCAGCGGUGAAAGUCAUCUGCAGCUUGCCCAAACAAGGUCCCUUCCAGCUGUCGGAUGACAUGAUGCUGAUGUUUUAUAGUUACUACAAGCAAGCCACCGUGGGGCCUUGCACCUUCGCGAGACCCACCGGCUUCUGGGAUUCACAUCAAAAAAACAAAUGGGACGCGUGGAGCUCCUUGGGAAACAUGACAAAGGAAGAAGCCAUGAAGAAUUAUGUUGAAAACAUCCAGCUGAUUUUGGAGACCAUGCCAAUCUCAAACGAGGUUUCUGACUUGGUGCAGCAGCUUGGCGACUUCGUCCCGGAAGAGGAAGAGGAAGAGGAAGAGGAUACCUCCGAGGAGAGGGAGCUGGACAGAAGACCUUUUGCGACGCAAGCAGGUGGAAAAGCUCAUCAGGAGCCAGAGAAAUGCAAAUAUUUCUUUUGUCUUUGCAUUCGGUGCACUUCCCAGUCACUUUUCUCUUUUAUCAGCAGAGGUGUUUGGUCCAAAGGAACCUGCGAUGGAAGGCAAGCACAUUUCCCGACAAGCUACGGAGAUCUCUGGGAUGAUAUACAAAACGUCCACGAUGAAGAAGGUGGCGUGGGUUUUAACGGACGGGAGGCGGGAGGGUGCGACCGUGGUCGCGAAACUCCGAGAAAAGACGAAAGUAGCGAAGACGACAGGACAGACGAUGAAGACAAGGUGGAUGGAAAAGGGCGGAGGCUGCCCGCGGCGGAGGACACGGCGUGGCGGCGCUACGCCGCAGGGUCCGGCAGCAGUUCGGAGCCCAGCGUGUCCUCGUUGACCAACGGGAAUCGCAGCUCCCUGAACAGUGAGGCGGAGGAGGAGGAGCUGGCCUGCUCCAAAGAGUUCAGCACGCGCAGCCCCGUCUGCCUGCACUUUUGGGGACACGCCGCAGAUGGCAACGUUGCUGUGAAGAAGAGCUGCCACCUGGCAGACUCGGACAAUGAGGAGUUCUGCGAUUCAAUGGAUCAUCCAGCCACGGAGAAGAUUGCGGCUGCAGCCAAAAUCCACUCGGGUGGAUCAGCAACUGCUUUGGUGACAGAACAAGAUCUUUGGUUUGAGAGCUCCUCCACCCUAAAAAUAGAAGACUCUUCACACCAUGGAGAUUCUUACCAUAGAGAAUCUCACGAGUUUGUUAGAGAUCGUCAGUCACCGAAGACCACGUGCAGUUCCCAGCAGUGCUUCUGUACCUACAAUGGCACCCGGCCCAGGGGGGACGUCGACGAGCAAAUAGUCGCGGCUCUCGCCAGACUCCAGGACGACAUGGCCGACGCCCUGCGUCGACUUCGCGCUUUAGAGGUCCUCGCUGUGGCACAGUCAAGCUCAUCAUCAAGGUGUGCAGAUUCUCCAGCUGCAGCGCAAAAGUUUUUGACACCAUCUUGGUGGCCGUUCGACCGUUGUCCGAUUGCCGUUGUGGUGACGGCGCUUUGGCCCGCAGUGGUGUACGUCCUGGUCCAGCUUUAUUCACAGCGAAAGAGACGGAAAAUCACUUGAAUAAAUUGUUGCAUUGAAUCAUCAUGACGCGCGGGUGGAAUGGCGGCACUCUUCUUUCUCUGCCACAUGAGGGGUCAUGAAGGAAAUAUACGGAGGAAGUCAACGUGAACAAAAGUCCACAUUUGAAAAGUGCUCGAUCAAGCUUCACUUGGUAUUACGCAAGAGCGCUUAUCUGAAGAACUGAGAAAAACCGCAAAUGGAUUUUUUUCAUCCUUGAGGAUCACAGUUCAUUUCUCCCAAAGAACCUUUGUAUGCAAGUGUAUUCAAUUUCACAAUUAUGUUUAAUGGAAUAAAGUCAAGAUCAUUUA
Syngnathoides biaculeatus (alligator pipefish) is the source of this 2055-nucleotide messenger RNA. Its product is annotated as acyl-CoA-binding domain-containing protein 5A-like. The transcript has 13 exons. Gene Ontology annotation, cellular component: peroxisome. Gene Ontology annotation, biological process: autophagy of peroxisome; fatty acid metabolic process. NCBI's taxonomy places the organism in Eukaryota, Metazoa, Chordata, Actinopteri, Syngnathiformes, Syngnathidae. The record is from RefSeq and is a predicted model, not a curated record. Bases 203 to 1747 code for a protein of 514 amino acids. Gene Ontology annotation, molecular function: fatty-acyl-CoA binding.